CCUGUUUCCGGCUCGGUGGGUGACGACAUCUUGUUGUACGGAUUAGGCUAGUCAUGGUGAUAUGCUGUGCUGCUCCGAGUUGUACCAAUCGCCAAGGGAAGGGAAAAAAGGGAGACGUAUCCUUUCACAGGUUUCCUCUGAAGGAUCAUGUUCGUCUAUCUCUCUGGACAGAUGCAUUACAACGUGAUAAUUGGACCCCUGGACCAUAUUCUUUUCUCUGCAGUGACCACUUUAGUCCAGAGAGCUUUGUCCGGCGUAUGCCAGACCAAACCCCACUUCUUACAUCAAAUGCUGUGCCCUCCCUCUUUAAGAACUCUUGUGGAAGGAGAAAGAGAGGAACGGUGCUUCGUGUCUCGGGAGUAAGAAGGAAGAAAAAGGCCCCAAAAAUAAGACCAGUCCUUAUUCAGGGGAAUAAUUCUGUUGAAUUGCCUAGUGGAAAUAUUUGUGCUGAAAGCCAGAACAGUAUUAUUAUUACUGAUGAUUUCAAAGACGCUGGCUGCUUCCUUACCCAUGAUGUGUCACCUAAUAGUUCCAGCGCGUGUAAAUUUAUUUCCUGCUUACACUCCUAUAGCAGUUCAGCUAAGCCACCUCUUUCCCAGAAUGGCACCAAAGUGAACCUUUUUUCUCAAAUAAUGGAUGUCAUCAAACCAUCUCAUACACCAACCAGUGAGGUCUUGCCCUAUGCAACCAGUGGUGUUACCCCAUCUGAUGACAAAGAUUCAGACAACAGCCAUCUGUGUCGUGUAGAAUUUAGUAAUGAUAAAGGAUCUCAGAUUAUUCACACUGUCACUGCACAACAUCCAGUCUCAAUGGAGGACACUCACUGUGAAAACAAAGAGUCAUCCACAGUAGAGACAGAGGACCCCAGUUCACAAUCAGAUAUGCAAAUCUGCCCUAUUCAGCCAGAAAAUUACUCUGCCCUUUACCAAGACAUACAUUCCCUUCAUUCUUACUGCUUUCAAUCAAAACCACUUUCAGGACGUAGAAAUCAUCUAAAAAAGAAGGGGAGAAAUAUGAAAGACAGAGGUGAUCAUUAUUGCUGUACCCAGUCCUUUUUGGAACUGCAGUCUUCCCCUCCUCUGAAUCCUGUGGUUUCUCAGCUUGCUUGGAUGUUGGGUACCUGGGUGUCUGAACCUGCUGGUGAGGGGCAAUUCCCCACCAUUCCACCUUUCCGCUACAUGGAGGAAGCAACCAUCACUCACGUGGGACAGCCAAUGCUAAACUUUAUGUUCUGUGCUUCUAAUGCUGAGACUGGGAAGCCAAUGCACAGAGAGUGUGGGUUCAUCCGUAUCAAACCUGGUACCAAUCACGUGGCCUUCAUUAGUGCUCAGAAUACAGGUGUUGUAGAGGUGGAAGAAGGGGAAGUUGAAGGAGAGCAGCUCAGUCUAACUUCAAAUUCAGUCAGCAGAAUUAGCUUUGCCAAGGAGCCUCAUGUCACACAGAUAUCCCGUAAGUUCCGCCUGACCCCAGAGGGCAAACUGGAGCAGACUGUAUUUAUGGCCACCGCUUCACAGUCAUUGGCUCCCCACUUGCAUGUAACAUACAGGAAGGUGACAUCUUAAGGUUCAGGGCCAUGAUGCUGCAGGAACAUCUGUACUGUGCUGAUUGCAAACCUAUGUCAGAAUUUCCAUAUCCAAAUAAAAUGGUAUAUUUUUCCAAAAA
This is a messenger RNA of Xenopus tropicalis (tropical clawed frog), 1662 nucleotides long. RefSeq names its product THAP domain containing 4 (gene thap4). The record is from RefSeq and is marked provisional. Gene Ontology annotation, molecular function: DNA binding. The transcript is spliced from 6 exons. Bases 54 to 1562 code for a protein of 502 amino acids. Lineage: Eukaryota; Metazoa; Chordata; Amphibia; Anura; Pipidae.